Molecule: messenger RNA, 1698 nt
Organism: Pestalotiopsis fici W106-1
Lineage: Eukaryota; Fungi; Ascomycota; Sordariomycetes; Amphisphaeriales; Sporocadaceae
Exons: 2
Coding region: 1-1698 (565 amino acids)
Biological process (GO): carbohydrate metabolic process; N-glycan processing
Cellular component (GO): Golgi membrane; endoplasmic reticulum
Molecular function (GO): calcium ion binding; mannosyl-oligosaccharide 1,2-alpha-mannosidase activity
Source: RefSeq, a predicted model, not a curated record
AUGUCGGCCCUGUUCCGGCGACCUGCGCGUUCCCCUCUCAUUCUAGGAGGCGUAUUCAUAUUCUAUAUUAUUCUUGUGUUUCUUCCUGCGCAACGCGAGACGCCGCCGCAUGUCCUUGAUUAUGCUAGAAGUAGCUACAACUGGUCGGCGCUGCCUCAGCGCCACCCAGUCUCCCAGUUAACACCAUUACCAAAGCGGCCAUUUCAUAAAUUGCCGAAGGUUCAAUAUGACUUCACAAGACCCAAUAGAACGCGGCGGGAAACUCUGGAGGAACGCCGUUCUGCUGUGAAAGGAAGUUUCUUAAAGAGCUGGAACAGCUACAAGAAUCAUGCCUGGAUGUUCGAUGAACUUGGGCCAGUGGUCGGCUCAGCCAAGAACACUCUUGGAGGUUGGGCAGCCACGUUGAUCGAUGCGUUGGAUACCUUGUGGAUCAUGGAUCUGAAAGACGAAUUCACACUAGCUGUUCAUGCCGCCGCGACCCUCAACUGGGAGACACAAGAAACAUCGGUUAACUUCUUCGAGACAACCAUUCGCCAUCUCGGUGGUCUAAUCAGUGCUUAUGACCUGAGUAAGGAGCCCGUUCUUCUCGAAAAAGCUGUCGAGAUGGGAGAUAUGCUAUACGCGGCAUUCGAUACCCCGAACCGCAUGCCGCCGUUCUGGCUGGACUUUCAGAAGGCGAAGGAUGGCACACUCAUUCCUGGCACGCACGAUCCUUCUGCGUCGAUGGCCUCGGCUGGCCUGGAAUUUACUCGCCUGUCCCAGCUGACUGGAAACGAUAAAUACUAUGAUGCAAUCGACAGAGUCUCUCAAUUCUUGGACAAUACGCAGUAUGAGACAAGACUGCCUGGUCUAUGGCCCACCUUUUUCGACAUGCUCAACCAAGACAUCACAUCAGAAACCGAAUUUACUCUUGGUGCGUUAGCAGACUCACUUUACGAAUAUCUGCCCAAGAUGUUCGCGAUUACUGGUGGUAAAGUGCCAAUGUACGAGAAAAUGUACCGUGGCGCUAUGGAUGCUAUUACCAAGAACCUCUUGUUUCGCCCGAUGCUGCCUGGCCAGGAUGAUAUUUUGUUCACUGGCGAUUUGACUGCUGAUGGUUCCGGCCAGCCAGUCUUGAGGGGCGAAGGUCAACACCUAUCAUGCUUUGUAGGCGGCAUGUACGGCUUGGGUGGCAAGCUCUUAAAUGUCCCGGAGCAUGUUGAAAUCGGCGAAAAGAUCGCCAAGGGGUGCGCGUGGAUGUACGAUUCUUUUCCCACCGGAGUCAUGCCCGAGAUCUACAAUCUCUUUCCAUGCCCCAGUCUCGAGCCAUGUGCUUGGGACGAACAAUUGUGGCAGAAAGAGGGGGAUACUGCACUCAGAAAGGGCAUCAGGAAUGCUCGGGACCCACGAUAUAUCUUGCGGCCCGAAGCGAUCGAAAGCAUAUUUAUCAUGUAUCGCAUUACGGGCAAAGAGGAAUAUCAAGAAAUUGCUUGGAGAAUGUUCCAAGCCAUUAAGAAGUCAACGGAAACGGAGCUGGCUGCGUCUGCCAUUAGUGACGUUACAGUUACCGGCGAAACGGAGAAGCUGAACUCUAUGGAGAGCUUCUGGUUGGCGGAGACUCUAAAGUACUUCUGGCUCAUUUUCUCGCCGCCGGAUCUGAUCAGUCUCGACGAAUACGUGCUGAACACGGAAGCCCACCCGUUCUUGCGACCAAAGUAA